This is a messenger RNA of Triticum turgidum subsp. durum (durum wheat), 1044 nucleotides long. The record is from the annotation of a GenBank genome assembly. Lineage: Eukaryota; Viridiplantae; Streptophyta; Magnoliopsida; Poales; Poaceae.
AUGGCCACCGGAGGUAUGACCCUGGAGAGCCUACCGAACGAGCUACCAUUAGACUUCUUGAGCAAAAUCACAAAUAACUUCUCCGGUGAGCUACUACUUGGUCAGGGCGCGUUCGGGUCAGUUUAUAAGGGGAUCCUGGACGAUGGAGUGGUUGCUGUGAAGAAGCUCGCAGAAAAUUCGCCUGUACCACGUGACACAAUAUUCGCGAAUGAGGUUCAGAAUAUUAUGGUGCUCGAGCAUGAAAAUAUCGUCAAGUUGGUUGCCUACUGCCGGGAAGCACAAAACAAAUUGGUGCAGAGCAACGGACGAUAUAUUAUUGCAGAGAUCACUGACACUGUACUCUGCUAUGAAUACUUGCCUAAGGGGAGCCUUCACAAGAAUCUUUUUGGUGAAUCCAGUAGCAUUGAUUGGGAUAUGCGCUUUAAAAUAAUAAAGGGAAUAUGUGAAGGUAUACAUUUUCUACAUACCUUGCCUAGUCCCGUUCUCCAUUUGGGUCUGAAGCCUCAGAAUAUACUACUGGGUGACAACAUGACACCGAAAAUUGCGGAUUUUGGUUUCUCCAGAAUAUUCGGCCAAGAUCAAACCCGAAAGAACACACGAAGUGUCGUGGGAUCGAUUGGGUACAUGGCCCCGGAGUAUCUGUACAAUGGCGAAAUCUCGGCUCGGUCAGACAUAUAUAGUUUAGGCCUAAUCAUAAUGGAGAUAUCCACGAGAGAGAUGAAUAGUUCUAGCACUGACCAGAAGCAUGCAAGGAAAUAUAUUGAUGGAGUAAAAGAAAAUUGGACACUGGAGAAAAUAAUGUGUGAGUACAUUGAGUUAGAAGAACAUGGUUUCAAUCAAGUAGAAGCAUGUAUCAAUAUUGGUCUACAGUGUGUAGAGAUUGAUCAGAAGAAGAGACCUUCCAUAGAGAACAUUGUCAAUAUGCUCAAUAAGCUUCCAGUGAGCGAGGAGUCUCCCUGUCCACGUGAGCACAAAACAUCCCACUUUUCAGUGAGAGAUGCCGAACAUCAAGUAAAACAAGAUCAGUGCUACAAAAGUGGAUGA